Messenger RNA from Penicillium oxalicum, 243 nucleotides. RefSeq lists its product as uncharacterized. Lineage: Eukaryota; Fungi; Ascomycota; Eurotiomycetes; Eurotiales; Aspergillaceae. Bases 1 to 243 code for a protein of 80 amino acids. The transcript has 2 exons. The record is from RefSeq and is a predicted model, not a curated record.
AUGAAUACGCCACACGGCGAUAGUGAGGCAAAACAUGCGUCCGACGGAGCCUAUUUCCACGUGAUGUUCAUUCCUGAAAUUCCUCCAGCUUCAUCUCCAUCCCGAGCUUCACCUGCAGCUCCGGCUUCGGCUCUGACCCUUUACAGUAGUGCUGCCGCUCCGCUUCUGCCACGCCGAAUGGGAUCGUUCCGGAUUGGCAUGGAACACGCCAAGCCUUCUCCCGUCCUUCUAGCGUGCUUCUAG